This is a messenger RNA of Seriola aureovittata, 995 nucleotides long. RefSeq lists its product as uncharacterized. Lineage: Eukaryota; Metazoa; Chordata; Actinopteri; Carangiformes; Carangidae. The record is from RefSeq and is a predicted model, not a curated record. The coding region runs from base 375 to 995 and encodes 206 amino acids. The transcript has 5 exons.
UCAACCAGAUUUGUGGGACAGAUAAAGGGUUGGAUACAAUAGGAUACUGACUCACCAUAAAAGGUUGUAUAUGUAAGUGGGGGAAAGGUUGUGACGAGCCGUCAAAGUAAUCUGAAAGAACUUUAUAUUAAUUCAGAAACACACUGGGAGCAAGAGUAAAGAAGCAGAAUCAGGAGUAAUGUGGUCAUAGCUCUUGGUUUAAAGCUGGAAGCUGAGGUCCGGGGAAUAGACUUUUAGAUCUACUGCAAUAAUAAGGGGCGUGAAGAGGCAUGUGAGGGGUGUUUAAAAUGGAAACGUAAGAGAAAGAGAAAGUGUUUUCAGGUUCCCCGGUAGCUUUUCUCUUAGUCGCAGUGGAUCUUUACCCAGCGAGCACAAUGAAGUUAUACCUGUUCGUUCUGCUGUCCUUAAUCACCAUCGCAGUUCCAGUGGGGGAGUGUGACGAAGAAAAGGAGGUUGAUGAUCACAAACAAUCAAACGUGAUUUGCUCAGGACCAAUUACAGCAGCAGUACAUGAUGAUGUCAUUCUUCCGUGCUCCCUGGAUCCCACUUACAACAAAACGUCUCUAAGAGUGGAGUGGCAAUUUAAUGGAAGCAUGGUGCAGGUCUAUCGAAGUCGUGGAGACCAUGGAAGUUAUCAAGAUGAGCGCUUCAAAGACAGAACGUCUUUCUUCCAUGAAAUAAAGAACGGAAACCUUUCCCUAAAACUGAAAAAUGUAACAGAAAGCGAUUCAGGAAUUUACACCUGCCAUGUGCCAGGACACAAAAGUGGUGUGAUCAUGGCCUACGUUUGCCUCACUGUUAACAGGGGAAACACAGGAAACAACGACUCACAGCAGAGUGGCAAAAAAUCAGGCGGGAUUCUGAUCUCUGUCGUUGUCGUUGCCGUUGUCGUUGCCGUUGUCGUUGCCGUUGUCGUUGCCGUUGUCGUUGCCGUUGUCGUGUACAAAAAGCGCAGUAAGUCACUAAUUUCUCCUCUCUUCAUUUUCCCUGUUUAA